GGAUAAGAGAGGAAAACUAUAUUCUUCGUUCGCUUUUUCGGGGGGUACGGAGUACAAUUUUUGUCGUUUCGUUCUCCCUUCAUUCAUUUUCUGCUCACUCACUCUAAAGAAAUUUCUAACAGGGAAUUUUACAGGCCAUCGUUGAAAUUCUAGAUAGCUCAGCAAUGUUGAAAGUUAUUCAUCAUCUCUAGGUUCGCUUCUUUUACAAUUCUUUUUCUUUUCAGUUAAUUUUGCAGAAAUGAUCUUCUUGGUUUUCUUUCUCUCAAUCUUGCUUCCUUUUAAACCCUAGUUCUUUAGCUUCUGGGAAAGAUUUUACCAAUUAGUAAAUCGAAUGGAUGUUUCUGAGGAUUUGGAGUGUGAGAGAAGAAGAAAAGAUGAAGAAGUUGAUUUCUGGAAGAGGAAAUUCUUAGAUUUACAGAAUCGAUUUGUGAAUGAGAAAAAAAAUGAAUCUAAAAUCACUGACUUGGAAGAAAAAUUGGAAGACUAUAGAGUUAAGUAUGAUGCAUUAUAUGUGGAACUUCAGGAGAAGAAUGCAGAUUUUGUUGUUGUUGAGGGUAAAUUGAAGGAAUCGACUGAGGCAAGGGUUUCUACUGAGAACGAACUCAAAAAGAAGAAGAAUUUGUGUCAUAAAAUGAAUCAGAAGAUUGAGGAAUUCAUGAGAAGGUUUAAGGAUUUGGAGGUUCAAGCAAAUUUGAGGUUCAAAUAUGAACUUGAUUUGGAGAAAAAAUUGGAAGUUUCGCAAACUAAGUGUGAUGAGUUGCGUAUGAGGUUUAGGGAGAAGAAAACAAGAGGGAUUUCUCUUGAAAGUGAACUGAAAGAGUACAAGCAAAUGUGUGUUCAGCUGAAAGAGCAAAUUCAGAGUCUUGAAGAAGAUAAAAAUGUUUUAAUUGAAAGAGAGAAAAAGGUACAAGAAAGAAUCAAUUUCUUGGAGGAGGAAAAUAAGAAGAUGAUGAUGAAAUGUGAUGAGGGAGAAAAAAUUAUCCAGCUCAAUGAGGAGAAAAGAAGAGCUGAGGAUGAGAUUGAACUCUUUAAGUCUAAGUUUAGGCAAUUGGAGACUCAAGCAGACUUUUGGAAGAACAAUGGAAUUGAAUUGGGGAAAGAAUUGGAAGUUUAUCGAACUAAGUGUAACAAUUUGUCUUUGGAGCUUAAGGAUAAAGAAAUGAAGUGUGUUGAGUUUGAAGAUAAAUUGAGGAAUCUAAUGUCAAUAAAAGUCGCUUUUGAAAAUGAAAUUGAAGGUUAUAAGACGGGAUUCAGUGGACUGGAAGAGCAUAUUAUGUGUCUAUGUAAAGAACUUAAUGUUAGUUGCGAAAGAGAGAAGAAGUCACAGGAAAGAAUUACUUACCUGGAAGAGGUAGUCAAAAAGAUUGGAAAUGGAAGGGAGUCGGAGGCGCAGGUCUUGAGGCUGGACGACGGUAAUUCAGCUUUGAGAAUAUCACAUUCUCAUGGUAAUAAAGAAAGAGAAUCUGAACCAAAAGGUUCGCUGAAUAAAGGAAAGAACGAUAUAAACGAAAUACUUUGCAGUGAAAUGGACAGCGCAGCCGAUGAUGCUCAUGUGCUUCCGUCCACCAUCAAAGAGAAGAUGUUUAGUAACACUGAAAAGAUUCUUACAUCCGCCUUUCUACCCAGUUGCAACCCUGCCUCACUUCAGGGGAGCAUAAAUGAACAUGGCUCAGGCCCGUGUUAUAAUGUCAAGGACGAUAAGAUGAGUACACCAUUAGCUUCGAGGGUGGGAUUAGCGACGAUAGUAGAAAAGCAACUAGGUCAUGAGAUAAAAGGGAUAUCUAGUGAAAAGCUACUUAUACCCGAGCAAGGUAGUGUAAGAACAUUGUCAAGAGGUCUAAUUGAGAUUGAUGACAGUGACCAUGGAAAGGAGAUUUCUCCAAAUCAUACUUAUAACAUCACAAACAAAGAAAUGGAUCAGUUUUCAACUGAUGUUACUUCCCAAAAAAAUUUGCUGACUCCUAAUAAGUGUUUAAAGAGGCCGCUGCCAGAUCAGAGAUGUGAGGAAUAUGAAAGCAUCUUUGGAGAGGAUGAGGCAUUAAUCCCAUUACCUGAAACUGCGAAAAAAUGUAGAAUUACGGAAGCAUUAAUCAGUAGAACCAAAAGUAAAGAUGAUGUUACAAUUCCAGUCAGUAGUACAAUGAAUUUGUGUGCCAGAGGUCAACAGAUGGAAAUUUCCGUAUCCUCUUCGAGAAGGAGAUCGGUUUCGCCGAGACAGUGUCUAGGCAAAAGUUAUUGUGCAGAAAGUACUAUAAAGCAUUUGUACAAAGAAAAUGUUGUGGAUAAAGUUGGGUCAGACGACAGUGAGGGUAAAAAUUUGGGUGGACUAUGUGUAAAAAGCUCUGAUAGUUCCGGCAGUGGAGAUAGUUCUAGUGACUCAGAAGAUUCGAAAUGCAUCGACUUGUCUUAUAAACAGGUUCUAGAAAAACUUAAACGAAGCAGAUUGAGAGAAUCAAAAUGGCAGUUUGAGGCAGACAUGCUGUCUUCAUUUGAAGAGGAUCCGGAACUUUGUAUGAAGGCUGUUUGUACUCUCUAUCGGCAGCAAAUGUCUUUCAAAAACUCAGAGACGAGAUCUUCAUGUUCCACUAACCGAGGCUUUAACAAGUAUGAUGUGCUCAGGGGAGCUGCGUUAGCUGAAUUUUUGAUGGACGGAGGCCAAGAAGGUGACUUGAACAAAUCUGUAAAGGACUUGGAGAUGUUUGAUCGGAAAGCCGUUGGAGACUGCAGGAGAUUGGCUGCAAAUUACUCAAAGCAAUUAUUCAGUAUAUAUCAGAAGAAAGAAGAUCCUUUCUUUCGUCCAACCUAGUUCAACAAAUCGUUAAGAGAUGAAACUGUGUGAUUUGUUCGCACAUAGUUUGUAGAUAUCAUGGUGCCACAGUCAUAGUUGAGUCUGUCCAUUCUAUUACAGAUUUUUGCCAUAUUGACAGCCCCAGAGUUGGCCAUUCUUCUGACGAUACUAAUAGUAAUAGUGGUAACUUCAAAAGUAACAAGUCUUCUUAGAUUGUUGUCUCCUGUAUUAAACUGACAUUUAAAUGAACCCUUGAUGCUAGUCGCACGGAUCCAAUUAGCAUCUGAAGAGCAUUCAAAUUC
Molecule: messenger RNA, 3090 nt
Organism: Papaver somniferum (opium poppy)
Lineage: Eukaryota; Viridiplantae; Streptophyta; Magnoliopsida; Ranunculales; Papaveraceae
Exons: 3
Coding region: 332-2806 (824 amino acids)
Source: RefSeq, a predicted model, not a curated record